This is a messenger RNA of Cucumis sativus (cucumber), 763 nucleotides long. RefSeq names its product mini zinc finger protein 2. Gene Ontology annotation, molecular function: transcription cis-regulatory region binding; DNA-binding transcription factor activity. NCBI's taxonomy places the organism in Eukaryota, Viridiplantae, Streptophyta, Magnoliopsida, Cucurbitales, Cucurbitaceae. Gene Ontology annotation, biological process: regulation of developmental process; regulation of DNA-templated transcription. The coding region runs from base 171 to 449 and encodes 92 amino acids. Gene Ontology annotation, cellular component: nucleus. The transcript has a single exon. The record is from RefSeq and is a predicted model, not a curated record.
CCAAGAACCCCAUUUCAAUUUGUAAAAUCUGUCCCUGACUCCUACACUGAAUUUAUUAUUCCAUUACCAAAAUUUGAAGCUUUUUUUUUUUUUUUUUUUUUGUAGAACAAGACCUAGCUAAUUACCCUAAAAAGGAUUUUUUUUUUUUUACAAUUUUUCCUUUGGUUCAAAUGAGGAAGCGUCAAGUUGUGCUUAGAAGAUCAGAAGAAUCCUCAAGGGAUUCUGUGGCUUCUUCUUUCACAGUUAGAAGUGUAAGAUAUGGGGAGUGUCAAAAGAACCACGCUGCCGGUGUCGGAGGGUACGCCGUUGAUGGGUGUCGAGAAUUCAUGGCGAGUGGUGACGAAGGGACGACUGCUGGACUGACUUGCGCCGCUUGUGGUUGCCACCGGAAUUUCCAUAGAAGGCAAGUUGGAACUGAGGUAGUGUGUGAUUGCUCUUCAUCACCCUGAAAUGGAACUUAAUUAAAAGACUGUACAUAUAAUAAUACUAUAACUUCAGUGUGUAUGGGGUGAGGAAUUUUUUCUCUUUUUUUUUAGGGGGGGGUGCUGAAUAAACGAAAUUUCUCAACAUGGGAUUAGGAGUUGAGAUUCAGCUUUGUCGUUGUGUUGCUUGAAUUAUUAUUAUUAUUAUUUUUAUAAAAAAUUCUUGUGUUGGAUUGGAAUGAACUUGACUUGAACUAAGAAAUUGUGUGUUUUGUGUAAUUUGAAUUUUUUUUCCCCCUUUAAUUUCAGGUUCAUUUGAGGAUAAAAAAAAGUUAUGUAAA